Messenger RNA from Homarus americanus (American lobster), 525 nucleotides. RefSeq names its product protein FAM200B-like. Lineage: Eukaryota; Metazoa; Arthropoda; Malacostraca; Decapoda; Nephropidae. The transcript is spliced from 2 exons. The coding region runs from base 1 to 525 and encodes 174 amino acids. The record is from RefSeq and is a predicted model, not a curated record.
AUGGUGAGGGUAUUGGAUGAGCCAGCAUCACGGAAAACGACUCUGUCGAACUACGAGAUCUGUGGGAGAGAUUCUUCAGUGGUGUCCAGAAAGCAGGUGUACAGAGAAGAAUUCCUUGACAUUGGGUUUACGCUUCUCAUCGAUCAUGUGGUCGAAAAACCUCAAUGCGUUAUAUGUGGCAAAGUGCUCAGCCACGAGUCGCUCAAAGAAAACAAGCUUAGGCGCCAUCUCCAGGGAAAACAUCCAACGCUGGAAGAGAAAGGCCGCCAGUAUUUUAAGAGGAAAGAAGAACAACUGAAGCCUCAGCGGUUAGACACCCCUAUGAACCCAGCAGUGUUUUCUGUUCGGCAAGCAACAAUUGCAUCCUAUCUGGUUGCAAAAAGAAUUGCCAAGUGUAAACAGCCACACACAAAUGGGGAAAAUUUGGUGAAGCCAUCAGUCCUUGAUAUGGUUCGCACUGUUAUCAGAGAUGAUGCAGUGAAAAAGAUUGAAACUAUUCCACUGUCAAACAACACAGUUAGCUGA